AUGCUCCCUUCCAAUAAUACUCAAUUCCAUCCCCCUUUUUUCAUCUUACUGGGAAUUCCAGGUCUGGAAAAUUUCCACAUCCUCAUUGGUUUUCCUUUUUGCGUUGUGUAUCUCAUUGCCCUCUUGGGAAAUAUCACCAUAUUGUUUAUGAUUCAGACUGAGAAAACACUUCACCAGCCAAUGUUCUACUUUUUGGCAAUGUUGGCCACUAUUGAUCAAGGCCUAUCUACAGCCACCAUUCCCAAAAUGCUGGGCAUCUUUUGGUUCAGAUUGAAGGAAAUCAGCUUUGGUGCAUGUCUCAUUCAGAUGUUUUUUAUACAUAUCUUCACUGUGAUGGAAUCAGCUGUACUAUCAUCUAUGGCCUAUGAUCGCUAUGUGGCAAUCUGUAAUCCCUUGCAUUAUAGCACGGUCCUCACUAACAGAGUGGUGACAAUGAUGGGCAUUGGAGUGCUGGUGAGGUCUUUCUUCACAGUGCUUCCCUUUGUGUUCCUUAUUCUUCGACUUCCUUUCUGUGGUAACCAUGUCAUUCCUCAUACCUAUUGUGAACACAUGGGCAUUGCUCGAUUGGCCUGUGCUAGCAUCAGAGUCAAUAUGGUCUAUGGUCUAUGUGCUAUUGGAACUCUAAUGUUAGACAUUGUAGCUAUUGCUGUGUCUUAUAUUCUGAUUCUCCAAGCUGUCUUUAACCUCCCCUCUCAGGAUGCUCGACUAAAAGCCCUGAGUACCUGUGGUUCCCAUGUGUGUGUUAUCUUAGCCUUUUAUACUCCAGCUUUAUUCUCUUUCAUGACCCACCGCUUUGGUAGGAAUGUCCCUCGUUAUAUCCAUAUCCUCUUGGCCAAUUUGUAUGUUGUUGUCCCACCCAUGCUUAAUCCUGUCAUUUAUGGAGUAAGGACAAAGCAGAUCAGGGAAAAGGUAUUAAAAAUGUUACUGAAGACAUAA
Molecule: messenger RNA, 936 nt
Organism: Antechinus flavipes (yellow-footed antechinus)
Lineage: Eukaryota; Metazoa; Chordata; Mammalia; Dasyuromorphia; Dasyuridae
Product: olfactory receptor 52E2-like
Exons: 1
Coding region: 1-936 (311 amino acids)
Biological process (GO): G protein-coupled receptor signaling pathway
Cellular component (GO): membrane
Molecular function (GO): G protein-coupled receptor activity; olfactory receptor activity
Source: RefSeq, a predicted model, not a curated record